Cooperia oncophora is the source of this 606-nucleotide messenger RNA. NCBI's taxonomy places the organism in Eukaryota, Metazoa, Nematoda, Chromadorea, Rhabditida, Trichostrongylidae. The record is from the annotation of a GenBank genome assembly.
AAGAUUUUACUCUUCACUCAGGAAAAAUCGCGCUCAACGUGUAGCAGUGUCUUCUCGACGUCAGCGACAACUAAGCAAACCACAAGAAGUACGACCAACGAGAGUAAGUGCAGCAGGAGCAGCAAAGGAAGCAAGGAGAGCUCGCGUAGCAGUGUGGCUAGCCAAGGAAGCAAGGAAAACAGAGACCUUCAUCGUAUGAUAGAACAGGAACAACUGCGAAAAAGCUUAGAGAAUUUGGUCCGAUAUUUUGCUCAUCGUGCUGAUGAAUCUGACGAUCGCGAAUGGUCGAUGAUAACAGGAGUUGCUGAGCGUCUGCUGCUUGACGUCACUGAUUGUAUUCGCAAAGAGAAGCCUUUGAAUCAUGAUCUCCUAGCAAGAAUUAGGGACCUGAACAAGUUGGCCAGACAGGCAACUCUGCAAUCCGGGGGUGAUCAGAAGAAAAAAUCGGAGGUUAGUUGCUUGGUCUUCCAUAGAUACGAGAUUGCCCUUGAAGAAAAUCACAAACUUACGCUUCGUCACCCGGUGAAGGAUGCGGAGGUUCCCGGAAGAAAGGUAUUCUGGGACGGUCUAAUACACUCGUGUAAAUGGAAACGAAUCGAUGAAUGA